AUGGCAAAAUCCACUUAUGAUGAUUCUUCAGUACUUCCUGAAGCAGUAAUUUGGAAUAUCUUGAUAUGGGUCCCUGUGAAAUCCUUGAUGAGGUUCAAGAGUGUAUGCAAGUUUUGGCUCUCAAUUAUUGUUGAUCCAUCUUUCGCAAGGGUUUAUCAGGGCGGUUUCAAAGGUCUGCUUUUUAUCCAACGUUUCAGCAUCUUAUCUCCAUUCAACCCUCGUGACUUCUUCUAUUUGAAAGUUGAUGAUGAUGACACCCGAACACACAUCUCUCAUCACUACACAUUGGAUCAGCACCUGAGAAUGGCGUCCACACCGCCCGUGAAUGGCCUGGUAUGCUUUUAUGAUGGGUAUUUUUCAUGUCUGUACAACAUUGCCACCAGAGAACGUAUGGUUCUUCCUGAUUCAGACAUGGAGUCAGCAUUCUGUGUCUGCCAUUUUGGUUUUGAUCCCUCCAACGAAGUUUACAAGGUACUAAAGACAUGCCCCUCCCGAGAGGUGUUCAUUUUCACUGUAGCUGUUGAUUCAUCAUGGAGAAGUAUUCCUUUUACCUUUGACAAGAUAAAUUUGUGUGGGUCAUAUAGAACCGGUGUUCUAUAUUGGACCCUUCCGAAUGUAUGUCACAGCGAAAUUAAUUAUAGUCUUCUUUGUUUUGAUCUUACUCGAGAAGAAUUUCAAGUCAUUUCUCAUCCUCCAGGGAAGUGGUCAUAUCUAUUGCCUUUUGGACCAAACCUAGCUCUUUCAUCAUCCGAAUCGUGUUGGUCUAGUCAGUUUAAGAUCAUAAGUUCCAAGGAUGAUGGCCAUUAUAUUGCCAAUGGUGACUGUGGACAGACCUCCUCGUUGACCUGGUCAGAGCAUGUGAUUGAUCUCCCGAAACAAUCUGAAUCAGAAAAACUUUAUUACUUCCGCCCUUUGGGUGCACUCAAUGGAAAUGUGGUUCUUAUGGAUUUUGCUGCUAGUAAAUGGGACUUCCCAGUCCCGUUUUGUGUAUAUGAUCAAGCCAAGGGGGAGCUAAAGAAGCGUUACAUAGCAGACUGUGGUUCAUCCUCUAUUGCAAAGCAACGCAUUGUUGAUCAUGAUUUACAGAUGAUCGAUCUGUGGUAUUAUGAGGAGAAUAUCAUGCCAUUAAGCUGUUUAGUUUCCAAGUGA
This is a messenger RNA of Oldenlandia corymbosa var. corymbosa, 1149 nucleotides long. Lineage: Eukaryota; Viridiplantae; Streptophyta; Magnoliopsida; Gentianales; Rubiaceae. The record is from the annotation of a GenBank genome assembly.